This is a messenger RNA of Xylaria bambusicola, 1405 nucleotides long. RefSeq names its product methylthioadenosine phosphorylase. The record is from RefSeq and is a predicted model, not a curated record. Lineage: Eukaryota; Fungi; Ascomycota; Sordariomycetes; Xylariales; Xylariaceae. Gene Ontology annotation, molecular function: S-methyl-5-thioadenosine phosphorylase activity. The transcript is spliced from 3 exons. The coding region runs from base 193 to 1119 and encodes 308 amino acids. Gene Ontology annotation, biological process: nucleoside metabolic process. Gene Ontology annotation, cellular component: cytosol.
ACCACCUACUAGGUACGGGUAGAGAUAUCGCAAUGGAGGGGCAGAUGAACGUGCUGGCGAUAUUGAUUUUUUUCUUGUGAGAUUUCGAUAGAGCGCUCUUUGCCAAAUAUAAUAGAAAGAUUAAGUCAACAGCUUCUACUAUCAUUGCCUAUAUAGUCAACCGAAUUUGACGAGCCACUUCGUACGACAACCAUGUCAGAUCUUCCACAAACCUUUGACCGACCGGUCAAGAUCGCCGUCAUCGGCGGCACAGGCCUCUACAAGAUCGAUGGCUACGUCCCCAUAGGCCGCGUGAAUCCCCUGACGCCAUGGGGCUAUCCCUCCGCCCCCAUCGAGAUCCUCGAGCACGGAGGCGUCCCAGUCGCGUUCCUGGCCCGUCACGGCGAACACCACCAGAUUGCGCCUCACGAGAUCCCCGCACGCGCCAACAUCGCCGCCCUGCGGUCCCUGGGCGUGCGUUCCGUCGUCAGCUUCUCCGCCGUCGGCUCCCUGCAGGAGGAGGUCCGGCCCAUGGACUUCGUGGUGCCGGACCAAGUCAUCGACCGCACCAAGGGGAACCGGCCCUUCACGUUCUUCGAGGAUGGCCUCGUCGGCCACGUCCCCUUCGCCGACCCCUACGACGACAAGAUCGCGCAAGUUGUCAGGAAAUGCGCCAAGAGCAUGCAAGGCGACGGGGUGGUGCUGCACCCUAAGGGAACAGCCAUCUGCAUCGAGGGCCCUCAAUUCUCCACCCGCGCCGAAUCGCACAUGUACCGCUCAUGGGGCGGCUCCGUAAUCAGCAUGUCCCUGCUCCCCGAAGCCAAGCUCGCGCGUGAGGCCGAGCUCGCCUUCCAGGUCAUCUGCAUGGCGACUGACUACGAUUGCUGGCGCGAGGGCGAGGGCGACGUCGACGUUGCCAUGGUGAUGGCGCGCAUGGGCGGCAACGCCGAGAACGCUCGACGGCUCGUUGGUGCCGUGCUAGACGAGCUAUCACGUCCCGAGAACGCCGACCUCGUCUCGGCUAAGCACCUCGAGGGUGCAUCCGUCGGCGCCGUCGCUUUCUGCACCAAGCCUGCUGGCCGCAAUCCCGAGGCUCUGAAGAGAGCGCAAUAUCUGUUCCCAGGAUUCUUGGAGCAGUAGAAAAUGCUACAGGAUUAUCAGAGCCAGUUAUGACAAUACAUGACCGAUGAUGGCUUCUUAGUCAACUUCUUUUGCUGAAAGUAACAAAGGACAGGUGAGCUAUAUGAUUGACUAGGGUGAUAGAGGAAUCUUGGGGAGAACAGAUCGAAGUGGAAGGGUUCGUGUGCAAAUACUCCGUAUCUAUAGAUCUGAGCGAUUUAAACGAUAAAUCGUUGGGGUUUGCGAAGCCAUUACUACAACGAUUUCUAGACACCACAAUAAAUCUUGGUAAGGGUAGAAGUAAUGG